Phytomonas sp. Hart1 is the source of this 3210-nucleotide messenger RNA. The record is from the annotation of a GenBank genome assembly. Lineage: Eukaryota; Euglenozoa; Kinetoplastea; Trypanosomatida; Trypanosomatidae.
AUGUCAAAUUGCCAUGGUAGCCUAGGAGUAGAUCAUGGGGUUGGCUUUAAUCCUUUAGAUCAGCCUAUCACUAUGGAUGCGGCCCAGGGACGCACGCAAAAUGUUCUUGGGAGUUCUAUAGAGAAUCUUCAAGUGGAUGAAAGGAAUGAGAACAAUAAUAGCAGUGCAAUCAUACAUUCCGUUAAUUUGGUUAAGUCUGGGGGGACUUCUAAUCCGGCGAUGACAUCUUCGUUUCCCCACCACCAAAAUCUUAGGGAGUUACCUAGGCAAAGUCCGCGCACUGGUGGCUCCCUGGACUACUGUCAAGUCUUUGUGCGUCUGAAACCGAAGCUAAAACGCGCUCCUGGUGUCUAUAUCAUGUAUGAUAUUACGACCCCAAUGGUAGAAUCCGGAGGGGGAAAGACCACUGUAGAGGCCCCAAGUUCUUCGACAGGGUCUCUUUCUCCCUCACGGACCCCAACACCCCACUCCGUCCGCCCAAUGCGCCACUCAGACCUCCCUAGCCCCUCGAAGGAUCAGACAACCGGAAGUUUUCCCUACUCUCCACAAACUGGAGGCGGUCAUAAAAUUGUGAACAAACCUUCGGGUAAAAUUUUAUCCAUUACCAAACCAAACAUUGAGGAGGAAAGAAAUAUGCGAUUGACUUGUAAAUUCGAGUUCAACGACGUGCUAGGGCCCAAUACCUCUGACGUGGAUAUGUGCGCCCAAAUAGUUCCUUGUAUUCUUCAGAGGUUGAAUGCAGAUUACAACGUUUGUGUGCUAUGCUAUGGACAGAUAGGCAGCGGCAAGACCCAUACUACGAAUGCUCUUUCGCAAACAUUAAUCAAAGCGGUGUUUGACUCCAUUGUUAGUACGGACGUGGUCGAGCUAUCGUAUAUACAGGUAUACGGAAACAAAGCUCACAACUUACUAGCCAAGUCAUCGGAAAAGGAUGUGCUUGGGAUGCCACUUCCGAAACCUCGAGGUGGUCUUGGGUGUGAGCCGAGGUAUAUCGUAAAAAAUGAAUUAGACGCCGAGAACCGGAGGAGGGCGGCGCAGAUGUUCCGUUACACAAGCACUCACGCCCUCAACGCACGUAGUUCGCGUUCCCACACCCUAUUUUCCCUGCACAUCACUAAGUACAGGGAUGGAGUCCCGCGUUUGACCACCAAAGUGACCCUUGUGGAUUUGGCGGGAUCCGAACGCAUCGAGGAAAUUGGAGCCGCCGAAGAUGGCUCUGAUGAAGCAAUCGCGAUGGACAAAUCGAUCGCGAUGCUGCGUUCGUAUAUCGUUCAUGGCGCCAAUUCCAAGGACUUUGGCGCUUAUGGCGACUCCCUGCUGAUGACUUACCUUGUGCCGCGCUUGCAAAAUUGUCAUGUUAUCCUAAUCGUAACUGCUUCUCUUGGUAAGAAUAAUUUUGAAGCGACAAAAAAUUCUUUAGAGUUCGCUACAGCAAGCAAACUAAGAGUUGUCGAGAAGCAGAAAUGUGGAUUAGGAGAGCGUCUUAGUUUCAAUGGGUUCUAUGAGCAGGUGUUUACCAAUUUCAACGAAAUUCUAACAACAUUGCGCAAUAAGGCUUCUGCACUACGAGAGGAUCUCCGUUUAGAAUGGGAGCGACAUGACCGGCAGGCAAGGCCGCCCUCGCCACAAGAUCCAGAUGGAGAACUUCGGAUGUUGAACAAGGAUAAUAAACCCCACUAUGUCGAUACUUCACGUGUUGAGAAACAUCAGACUUCAUCAGAGCGCGGUGAGGGGUUCCCAAAGGAGAAACAGAGCAAUACGGUUGGUUUCAAAGAAGCUUUAGACCGAUUGACGGACUUGUUUUUAUGGAUUUGCAUGCAACUUGAUGAGCUGCGAGAACAGCGUGACGUGUUGGAAAAGACAGUCGAAGACUUACGCACCUGGAACUCUCGACUCGUUUCGAAGGUUGAGAGAUGCGCGUGCGAAAUUACGCAACGCGACGAACGUGUGGCGAAACUAGGUAGUAAACAACACUCCAUGAUGGAAGAGCUAGAUUCGCUAAAGGAUCGAAUCGAUCAGCUCCACCUGGAGUCGUUUUUAGGUUAUGUCGAUCGUACCGUACGGUGUGAAAUGAUGGAGAUAUUCAAAUAUGUGACCGAAACAAGGCGAAUUGACGACAUUGGUUUCAGCCGAAGUGACCUUAAGGCGUCUGAGAGCGAUACCACUGCUGACCAGACAUACCUUAGUAUCCAAAGGGAGUUGGAAGCCUCUGAGAAAAAAUAUGAGAAGCUUAAGGAGGAGUGGGAAAUAUGUUUGACGCUGAACAAGUUGAUGUGGAAUAGCUGCACCCCGCAGCAGAAGAUGUAUAUAUCUUCUGCGAAGACCACGGAUACCACGCCGCCGGGGGAUGGUGGGAUCCCUUCCCGGUAUUUGAUCGGCGUCGGCGACGGACACGACAUCGACGAUAACGUGCGAAGCGGGGAUGGAGGAGCAGCCGUGGACUGCCCGAGCGACUUGUCGUUUGGGAUGGAGAGUAUUAAAUUACGGUGCAUCGUGCGCGAUCUUAAAGCGACUCUGGAGGAGACCAUCUACGAACGUACCAAGGCCUUUGAAGAGUCCCACACACUUGCGCUGGAAAACGAGAGGCUACGACACGAGCUGCAGGAUGAGGUCGAAAAGAACAGGUGCUAUGAUAAAGAGAUGCGGCAGGUGAUGCAAUCUAUGUGGCUCUUACAUCAACAGGUCGAAAGCUCAAAUGCUUAUUUUGAGGGGCAAAAAAACAAGUGCGCUGAUCUCGCUGCUGCUUUGGAUCGCUCGGAUGAGGAGAACAAGCGACUUUCCUUGGAAAACGAAAAGCUCAAAGCCGAAGUUUGUUUGCUCAAGAAACAAAACGGGGCUGGAUAUCGGUGCAGCAAUGAACGUGAACCUUUUCACAUGUACAGUGCCUUUAAUGUACUGCAGAAACACUUCAUGAUACCCCCCACUAGCACUCUGAACAGCGCCAAUCACGGUGUUGUGGGAGCUCCAGCGACUUCGGGGCCUUCAGCGGUGGUGCAAGGCGCUUUGCAUGAGGUCCACACGGGCGGGGUCGCGCGGAAGACGGUCGUCCCUGGACGGCGUGUACUGGCUCGAUCCAAGAGUGCGCCUCGAAAGUAUCAAGUAUCUUCUCAACGUCAGUGCUUUAUGAGGUUGAAUUCCGAAGGUAAUAACUAUGGAUGGACAUCGUUGAACUGCAAACCUGGCAGCAAAUCUACCACAUUGCACCCUUAG